Messenger RNA from Cydia amplana, 1200 nucleotides. RefSeq names its product ankyrin repeat domain-containing protein 29. The transcript has 8 exons. Lineage: Eukaryota; Metazoa; Arthropoda; Insecta; Lepidoptera; Tortricidae. The record is from RefSeq and is a predicted model, not a curated record. Gene Ontology annotation, biological process: protein K6-linked ubiquitination. The coding region runs from base 307 to 1200 and encodes 297 amino acids. Gene Ontology annotation, molecular function: ubiquitin-protein transferase activity; protein binding. Gene Ontology annotation, cellular component: BRCA1-A complex; BRCA1-BARD1 complex.
ACAUAGACGCUAGCGCCACGCACAAUUGCAACAAAGCAGUUCUUUAGAACGAUAGCCGUGAAUGAGAGAAAAAUAAUCACUCGUGAGAUGUCAUCGAGCAGUGACGUACGUCGCUUUUAAAACCAUAAUACAAUUUAAAGUCGUAAACAUUAGUGACUAAAAAAUAACCUAAAUUAUUUGUGUUGUUGUAAUACAGUGAUAUAAGAGUACAUUACAUAAUUAUAUUGAUCGUUUUGUGCGAAAUUGUGUGCGUGCUGGGGAAUUGUUUUAAAUAAUGACUGUUUGCUGAAAAAUCGAUUGAGAAAAAUGUCUUUAAAGAAAGAAUCUCGUACAGAUGUGCAGUUCCAUCUGGCGGCGUUACGCGGAGACUGCGAGCGGCUGCGACAACUGCUUGACACGGGGAAGGUUCACAUCGAUUCGAGAGAUCGGGAUGGCACCACACCCCUAAUCCUUUCUGCCGCGAUGGGCCAUACGGAGUGUGUUAGAGAACUGCUCGCGCAAGGGGCAGACCCGGCCUGCAGUAGAACGACAGGAACGAGUGCGUUAUUCUUCGCGGCUCAGGGUGGGUUCCUCGACAUCGCGCGGCUACUGCUCGACGCGGGCGCCGGCAUCGACGCUCCGAGUACGGAUGGCGGGACCCCGUUGUUCGUGGCGUGCCAAUGCGGACAUCUGCCUGUCGUUGAAGAGCUGAUCGCGAGGGGAGCGAAUGUCAAUUCUGCCAUGAAGGACAAAGCCACCCCUCUCUUCAUAGCAGCUCAGAACGGCCACGAAGAAGUCUGCCGAACAUUACUCACAGCUGGCGCUAGAGUAGACUCCGCACGUGCCGACCGCGCCACUCCGUUGUGGAUAGCGGCGCAGUGCGGACACGACCAUGUCGCUAGGACAUUGCUAGCUGCCGGUGCGAGGGUCGACCAGAUACGACAGGAUGGAGCCACGCCGUUGUUUAAGGCGGCGCACAAGGGCCACGCGGCCGUCGUUGUUGAGCUGCUCAAGUACAGGCCCAAUCUCGGCCUGUUGCCAAACGGUCAAUCCGCGCUGCACGGCGCCGCCAUGUUCGGGCAGCUCUCGUGCGUGAAGCUGCUCGCGCGCCGCAGCGACCUGCGCCUGCGCAGCGCGGCCGGACUCACGCCGCUGCACGCCGCCCUAGCUGCCAGGAAAAACGAUGUGGCUGCUUAUUUGAAGAGGCUGGAUGGCUCGUAG